Messenger RNA from Octopus sinensis (East Asian common octopus), 1189 nucleotides. RefSeq lists its product as uncharacterized. The transcript is spliced from 3 exons. The coding region runs from base 125 to 961 and encodes 278 amino acids. The record is from RefSeq and is a predicted model, not a curated record. NCBI's taxonomy places the organism in Eukaryota, Metazoa, Mollusca, Cephalopoda, Octopoda, Octopodidae.
UACAUACAUAUACAUUGUCUCUAAUUAAUAUUAUAUAUAUAUAUAUAUAUACACACAUAGGAUAUAAAUGGGCGAAACUACACAGACAUUCCGGACUCCGAAUGAAGAGGCAAUUUAGCUGCAAAUGAUCCCAGUAUCUUGUUUUGUCUUGUUUGCUGUUGUCGUGCCAUCGUUCUUUGCCCCGCAUGUUGCAUUUUGUCGGUUUCCGUUUGUUGUGUUCUUUCUGGGCUACCUUAGAUUUAUCCAAUCAGUGUUACGUACAACUGUAUACAUUGUAAAAAAGAUACCCCUUGAAUAUCAUGUACGACUCUCAUCCUCUUACCUCCGCUAUACCUUUUUCUCUCUCCCUCCCUUUCAUUCUUUCGUCCUUCUAAUUUCUUUCCCCUCUCUCCUAUUCCUUAGUCACUCUGCCCUCUUGAACUCCUCCCCUCCCCUACCACGUAAACGCUGUCCGCUUCAGGCGUUGUCGUCCUUUUUCGACCGGCCGCCUUUGAGGUCGGUUGCGCCCGUCUGUUCUGUUCUGUUCUGCAGCCCACCCAGAUGUCCACCACAAUUGUAUGGUAAAGACUGUAUCAAUGAAUGUCAUUGUUCCCGAGCGGAAUCAUGUCACCAAAUUACUGGAAAGUGUAAACGUGAUGGCUGCGAAGAUGGAUGGUAUGGAGAGAAGUGUGACAAGCGAACAUAUGUUAAUAUUGCUCAAGGUCAAACUACACAGCAAACAAGUAUAUAUGGAAUAAAAGGAACUACAGUCUUCCAUAAUGGAACUUGUGAAAAAAUGAAUAUAUCGAUGGCAUCCGACAAAGCAGUUGACGGAAAUUUUGAUCCUGGAUUCACGCAUAAAUCAUGUGCAAGUACUGACUGGGGAAAAGAUCCAUAUUGGCAAGUGAUGUUUGAUAAACCAUACACGAUAUACCAACUGAGAAUAUAUAAUCGAAUGGGAAAUAAUCGUAAGUAUUGUUAAAAAGUUAUUAAUGUUGUCGGUUCGUCUCAGUUUAUCUUGAUUCAGCAGGAUUAUUUUCGAAAGUGUUCCAGCCGUGACUCUCCUGUCAUUUUAAUGACAGUAUCGUGCGUUUUGACAGAAAGUUUGUUUGCUAGUUCUAACGAUUCCAGUGGCCGAUUAAAAGAAUCUUCGUUGGCUCACAAUACAUUUGUUUAUUUAUGUUGACACAGUGUAUAUAAAUAUUAUAUA